AUUUUCUGUUAUUUAAUUAAAAAGGAAAGAAAACUUGAUUGCGAGAGAGUAAGAAGAGCACAGAUAAGAUGUCAUACAAAAACUUAGCGGGACAAUCGAUAUAGUUUAAAUUAAACAAAGACUAACUAUUUGUAUUACUAUAUAUAGAUUAUUAUCAACGUCAAUAUCAAUGUAUUUGAUAAUAUAGCAAGUAGCAUUGAUAUAAUUAAGAGUAUGUAGAAGAACAACUAUAUUGAUUCAUUAUUACACGAAACCAAAAGUGCUAUUACCCCAAACAAUAACUUGCAUUCUCUCCAUCUCUGCUAACCGCAACAGCCAUGACUUAUGUGCUAGAAGGACACGAGCAUCGUGUAUCCGACGUUAACGAAGGUUUUGAAUGCGAUGCUUGCAAUCGAUCGUACGGUGGUGGCUACUCAUGUGGUGAAUGCAAGUUUACGGUACACAAGAAAUGUGUAUUCGUAUUCAAGAUACAAGCGAGAAUCGACCACCCUUCUCAUGAUGGACAUUGUCUUGAGUUUCUCACAACCGGAGCUCCUGAUAACACAGACCCGAAAUGCCAUCUAUGCGGUAAAAACACGAAGCGCCUUCUCUAUCAUUGCUCUGAUUGUAAACUCAAUUUGGAUAUUGAUUGCAUAAUUGAUUCCCUGUGUUCUCGAUCCGAUCUGAAUAUGGAGUGGCAUGACCAUCCCCUACUCAUGGUUGAUUUUAAAGCUUCUCUUAUGUCCUGUGACUUUUGUCAUGGCACUAGCAAACAUGGAUAUUGCUGUCCUCGUUGCAGGUUGGUGAUUCAUGAGGGAUGUGUCUCCGUAUUUGAAUCACCAGAGAUUACUCACCCUUCUCAUGUCAGACACCCUCUUAAGCUUAUCGCCAGUGGAGCUCCAGAUUACACGGACCGAAGUUGUCAUAUAUGUGGAGACACUACUGGGAACUUACUAUAUCAUUGUGAUAUCUGUAAGUUCAACUUGGAUCUGGAUUGUGCGAUUGAAGGCCCUCCACCAGUUGCUCUUUCAAAUAUGAAGGUCCAUAAGCAUACACUCACACUCAUGCCAAAGUUGAUCUCCUUCGUUUGUGAUGCUUGUGGGACGAAAGGAGAUCGUUCUCCUUACAUCUGUGUUCAAUGUGAUUUCAUGAUCUUCCAUCAAAAGUGUGCUCGUUUACCACGUGUCAUUCAUGUUAAUCACCAUGACCACCGUGUUUCCUUCAAGUAUUCUCUUGGUCCUGGAGAAUGGAGAUGUGGAGUUUGUUGGGAAGAGAUUGAUUGGUCAUAUGGGGCUUAUAUCUGUUCCAUUUGUCCUUGUUAUGCUAUUCAUUCACUAUGUGCCACAAGGAGAGACGUAUGGGAUGGGAAAGAGCUUGAUGGAGUACCUGAAAAAGUUGAAUAUAUCGAACCAUUCAAGAGGAAUGAUGACAACACAAUCACUCAUUUCGCUCAUCAACAUAACCUCAUGAGCCUCGGUAAAGGUGGUGAAGAAAGUAGCUUGUGUGGAGGAUGUGUUUGUCCCAUCGGUUCUUGCACAUUCUACAAGUGUUCAGAAUCAGAUUGCAGUUUCAUUCUCCAUGAAACGUGUGCUAAUCUACGUAAGAAGAAACGACAUUUUCUGAGCCCACAACCUCUCACUCUUUGUCUCCGAAGUUACCCCCUCUCAGAUGUUUGCGAAGCUUGUCAUCAAGUUUUUUACCGAGGAUUUAGCUACUCUACAUAUUUAAGAAAACACUUGGACGUACUUUGCAGUUCGAUUACUGUGCCUUUCAUCCAUGGAAGUCAUGAUCAUCAUUUACUCUACCUCAAACAACGAUUCGGUGACGUGAAGACUUGCCCGGGCUGCGACAUGGAUGAGACAGACGUUGUCAUAGGUACGAUGAUCAUCCACUCACUCUAUGUUAUGGUGAUGGAAAGGCAAGCGGCAAAUAUUGGUGUGAUAUUUGCGAAAGAGAAACAAAUCCAAAGACUUGGUUCUACACUUGUAAAGAUUGCGGGGUCACUUUACAUAUCUUUUGUGUAG
Messenger RNA from Arabidopsis lyrata subsp. lyrata, 2003 nucleotides. RefSeq lists its product as uncharacterized. The transcript is spliced from 2 exons. Bases 318 to 2003 code for a protein of 561 amino acids. The record is from RefSeq and is a predicted model, not a curated record. Lineage: Eukaryota; Viridiplantae; Streptophyta; Magnoliopsida; Brassicales; Brassicaceae.